Molecule: messenger RNA, 1118 nt
Organism: Heterobasidion irregulare TC 32-1
Lineage: Eukaryota; Fungi; Basidiomycota; Agaricomycetes; Russulales; Bondarzewiaceae
Exons: 4
Coding region: 273-512 (79 amino acids)
Source: RefSeq, a predicted model, not a curated record
CACAUGCUCCGAUGUUUCAGACGCAAUGCCCUCAUCUUGCGGCUGUUUGACUUCACUUGUCUUCACAUACGAAAAUUGCUCAUCAAGACUGCCUGGUCCUAUCCCCACAGGUAUCCUUGUCCAGCGCAGCGCCCAACCAAUGCCCAAUAGCUCUUUUCGGUGCGACGAAAGCCCAACAAUCGUAGAGGCGCCAACCGAGCAGCGCGGGAUGUCAAUCGGAAGCGCGUCAGGGCUGUCUGUAUGUCCAAGGGGCUAACCCUAGGCAACACCGGAUGGACGCACGAAUGCAUGGGGAUAUCAUGUCAGAGGGAAACCUGACGGAAACUAUUGUCGAUCCAUCAUCACGAUCCUCAAAUCAAGACCACGCGGGUUUCGCGUGCAGGCGCUGCACCUGCAGAAGCCUAACUGACGUUUUGUCUGUGAUGUCUUCUACUCUAGGACCUCGUUGGCUCAUAUCUACCUGUCGGACAUCUCCUGGCGCUUCUCUCUUGCGUCGCAGCCCCAGAGCUUGAGCUACAGCUUGAGUCCGCAAACCUCGGAAUGCCUAUGGCCGUAAGCAUGGUGCGGCCAACGAGAUCAGAACACGCACAUCAUUUCACACGGCUCGCUCUGCUGACCCAGCCUGUCCCGUUCUCGCAUAUCUUCGCACAAGGAUGGAAUCUCAGUUCAGGUCGAAUCAGACAUUUCUGAUGCCUCUGAGCCAUCGAGUGAUGGGGAGCGGGACGUUCGACGAUUGGAUUUCGCCAAGGUCAAUAUCAUAGGUUACGAAACGGUUGCACAAGACAAGGCGAUUAAAGGGAACGUAAAUAGCGAAAAGAAGAGCAGAGCACAGGGCAAAAAAAAGUCAAUGAGCAACGAAAGCGAAAAGAUGGAGAAACAAACUGAACCCCGAUGACGCUCGACCAAUUAUACGACCAGUUCUGCGGAACAGAGCAUAAACACCGCUAAACGAGUGCAAGGACUGAUACAAUCCAUAGUCUCCAGUGCCGGCGAGGGCAAAUCCACUCCAUCGAGGUAGACAGGACCUAGGAACGACGUGGGAAUGCCGGCACCCCUAAGUUCCUAUGUAUCUUGAGAUGGGUAUGGCGGCAAAUGGGUGGAGUCGGCUCCGAACUCAU